Ichthyophthirius multifiliis is the source of this 1044-nucleotide messenger RNA. RefSeq lists its product as hypothetical. Gene Ontology annotation, molecular function: cysteine-type deubiquitinase activity; cysteine-type endopeptidase activity. Gene Ontology annotation, cellular component: cytosol; nucleus. NCBI's taxonomy places the organism in Eukaryota, Ciliophora, Oligohymenophorea, Hymenostomatida. The record is from RefSeq and is a predicted model, not a curated record. Gene Ontology annotation, biological process: protein deubiquitination. The transcript has 4 exons.
AUGAAUAACCAAAUAAAAUUCGAAAGCAUUUCUCAUUUAAAUAACUAUUGGGAAAAUUUGUACAAAAUAGGGCCUGGAUUAAGAAAUUUAGGUAAUACAUGUUUUAUGAAUUCUGUUUUAUAAUGUAUCACACACACACCCCUAUUAGUAAAUUAUUUAUUGAGUAAUCUUCAUGCUUGUUAGAAAAAGCAAUGCAUUAUUUGUGUAGUUUAGAAGCAUGUAAAGUAAUGUUUUUCGAAUAAUAGUAAUAAUAUUAUAGCCCCCAGUGAAAUUAUUAAUAAUAUGAAAUACAUAAAUAAAAAUUUUAGAUUAGGAAAGUAACAUGAUUCGCAUGAAUUUUUAAGAUUUUUGUUAGAGGCGAUGUAAAAAAGUUAUUUUAUAGAUAUAAAAAAAUAAAAAAUUUUAGAAGAAUAAACUCCUAUAUUUAAUAUAUUUGGAGGUAAAUUAAUAAGUUAAAUUUAAUGUUUUUCAUGCAAAUAAAUAUCAUAAAAUAUAGAGACAUUUUAUGAUUUACUUUUGGAGUGUAAAUAAAAUAUAGAUUAAUCGUUUGAAUCUUUUUUCAAAAAAGAAAUUUUAUCUGGAAAUAAUAAAUAUAGAUGUUCAUUUUGUAAGAAUCUUGUUGAUUGUUCUAAAGGAUACGUCAUUUAAAAGUUCCCUAAUAUUCUUACAAUACAACUGAAAAGAUUUAAUAAUUUUAUGAUGAAAGUUAAUAAACAUACAUAAUUUGCUCCGACAAUAAAUUUAAAAAAAUACUCUACAAAUUAAAAAGAUUAGAUUUAUGAUUUAUAUGGUAUUCUUAUACAUGUUGGACACGAUCUUAAUUAUGGACAUUAUUAUUGUUAUACUAAAAGUCCGAAUAAAUAAUGGUAUUGUAUGAAUGAUUCUUCUGUUAAUUAAGUCAGCUUCUAAGAAGUUUAAAAUGAAAAAGCUUUUUUACUUUUUUAUAGUAAAAGAGAGGAAAAGAAGAAAAAAGAAGAAAUCAAUAAUCCUGAAGAAGAAUCGGUAACAUAAUAAAUCAGUAAAUAAUAAGAAAAAUUUAAUUGA